UGUUGGGAAAAAAAAGCCUUCUUAAUUUUUACUUCCAAACUAUUCUAGAUUCUAUAAUUCUAAUUUUCUCUAAUUUGUUCAGCUCUUGAAAUUUUAAUAUCAAGUUAAUAAUGGUCAACAAAGAACUUAGCCCUCAGCAGCUUGCUAAGCUGAAGCAACACACAUACUCCUGUACAAACUGCAGCCUCUUUGAUCCAUUCAUGCAAGUAUGGUGGUGCUGGCUGGUACAACAGUUUCCCCUCAACAUAGCACCCAACCUCAUCACGGUCAUCGGUCUGCUGGUGAAUGUCCUCACCUCUUUACUCAUGGUUUACUUCAGCCCAUAUGCUGACCAGGAGGUACCACGAUGGGCUUGUCUUCUAUGCUGCCUGGGUCUCUUCAUUUACCAGUCGCUGGACGCUAUAGAUGGCAAGCAAGCCAGACGCACCAACAGCCAGUCUCCACUUGGCGAACUGUUUGACCACGGAUGUGAUAGCCUCAGUACACUGUUUGUGUCAGUGUCGGUAUGUUGUGCUGUACAACUAGGCAAGCGACCAUACUGGCUGUUCUGCCAGUGUAUGAUGGCCGUGACGCUCUUCUACUGUGCUCACUGGCAGACUUACGUGUCAGGCAAGUUGCGGUUUGGUCGCGUGGAUGUCACCGAAGCCCAGUUCGGCGUCAUGCUCAUACUGCUCAUCUCCACCUUAUGUGGCUCCUCCUUCUGGAGCUAUCAGUUGCUGGAGGUGCUGGGAGUGCAGUUUUCUGUAGUGGACGUAUACUUGGCCGCGGGUUGCCUGCAUGUCGCCCAGCUCCUCUACUGCCACGUUCCCGUCGUGCUCUGUGAAGGAGUCGGCAAGAACGGAUCGUCUGUCGCUGGCACGAGCGUGUUGUCGCCGAUGGUGCCGCUGUUAUACUUCAUCGUACCAGCCCUCAUGGUCGCAUGGAAGAGCAGCGACGCUAUAUUCUUAUCUAACCCGCUGCUCUACAUGUUCACUUUCGGGCUGGUCGCCGCCAGGGUCUCCAACAGACUUGUCGUGGCACACAUGACUAAGCACGAGAUGGCCUACACGGACUCGUCAAUGCUCGGCCCCGCAGCGCUGCUGCUCAACCAGUUCUUCAACUCCCCCGUGCCUGAACACUGGCUCCUCUGGCUUGUAUUUUUCUACGUGACAUUUGACUUGCUCCGCUACGUACGCAACGUUUGCAUGGAGAUCUGCGUCUUCCUGAACAUUGAGCUCUUCAGAAUACCGGGGCCUGGGGCGGGGGGCAACAGCAACGGGAGCGCCGCCCCCGCCAAACAUGACGUCCGGGCUAAAGGGCGCGGCAGGCCCGUCUGAUCCCCUCCUCUUUUAGCGACUUUAACUCAUCAUCUUCUCACUACUGCUUCACUAUUCACUCUAUUACGAAUUAUUUAUCUGUUUCUAAGUUCUUCAUAAUCUAUUCCGCUACAUUCAUUCUUCAGAAUUUAUUUCAGAUGUUUUUUUGCAGUUUCUAAACAAUGUAAUGUCUUACGGAUAUUUUUUGCAUGGUUCUCUCGUUCACUUUAAUAUUGAUUAUUUACUAAUUUCAUUACCGCAUAGUCAUACGCGAAUAUAAAUUUAGCGUAAUUAUUUCCGCGAAUGCUUGAAAGCUAUAAAUCAUUUGACGCUUUGCUGGAUAGCAACAACAAAUAUUAAUAACAAUUUAUUAAUAUUUUCUUUAUUUAUUUAGCUUAUCCUGAUGCUACCAAAUCCUCAUCCGUGCAUUAUCUUUAAGAUGAGAGCCUGAUGCCUUCAGUGCAUCAAUGAUAUUCUUACGGAAAAGUUUUAUGCGCCCCAAUUCCAGAGCAUAAACCCUUCUCUGCUGAGAAUAUUUGUAUGUAUAGUGUGUGUUGUUAUGGGGAUUUGUUGUAGAGGUGAAAGUGUCCGUUGUAUUGUAUAAUAGUUCUGAUGACGUUAAUUCAUAAUUUAUCAUCCCUUGCUGCACUGCAAUGCUAAUGUUGCCAUGUAAGAGCACGGCAGCACCAUGAGUUAUUGACUCUUACAUCGUUAUUCUAGUAAUGUCACCAAGACCAAGUUCAGAAUAUAAUUCAUGAGACUAAAAUUGCUUGCAUUAGCAAAAUUCGUCGUAUUGGCGCUAAAAAUAUUAAAUUUUCUGCAAGUAAUGCCAGUCGUAGUAGAGUUCCAAGCAAUAACAUGCAAGGGAGUAGAUCUGUAGAUGCUGUAGAAUGUUUGUUCCUUUAUAGUUUAUAGUAUAGUAGAUUAUUUUAGGUGUACGUCCCUCAGUUAAAUAGAAUAGAAAUUUUCUUUAUGAAACAGUCACAUCUCGGUUUGAAUUUUCCAUAAAUUAGUCUUUUUGUAAAUAAGAGAGUCGUGAUCUAGUAACUUUGAAACUUUGUGUGCGUUUACUGCUGAGUUUUGAGUUCCCUGACCUACGAGGCCGCCACCUCGAUUUCCGUUUUUCAUUGUAAGAAAAUAGUAUAAUAUAUAUUUUGAUGUUAGGGAAAUAACCCAUUUAUUCCCUCGCCUUCAUGUGUAUCUCCAGUAGCUGAUCAAUUUUGUUCUUGCGAUUUCGUUUUAAUUCCAUAGCGACUUACGCUCCUUGUACGCUUUUGUUCUCGCAAUUGAAGUCCUGUUUUUAUGUCCAUCAUUGUACUGCUCUUACAACGUCAAUUACCUAGAGAAAAGUUGUUAACAAUUGCAACAUUAUUUACUUAAAUUCUAAAUGGAAUUUAUUAUCUUUUCAUUGCCAUCGUUACAUGUGAGCCAAAGGAAAUUUGUGCUAGUUUGAUUUGAAGAUCGAAUAAUGAUUGGUAAAGUGAUACAUGAAACAAUGAUGAUUGAUAUGUAAUCAUAUUGUUGGUCGCUAAGAUCUGACACAAAAAACGAUUGCAUGCAAUCUAAAUGCUGACGAUGAUGUCAGCAUGCAUGUCAGCAUUGAAACUUAGGCAUGUCUUCCUUGUAAAUGAUUGGCCAGCCGCAUCAUACUGUAAAGUGCUUCAUCGCGUUGUAGCUGUGCAUCAUGCAAUGCAGCAUGCUGCAUCAUGUUGUAUCCAUACUUCAUGCAAUGUAGCGUGCUGCAUCAUACUGUAGCUAUGUAGCAUGCUGCAUCAUGUUGUAGCUAUGCAUCAGACAAUGUAGCGUGCUGCAUCAUGUUGUACCAGGAUAUUAAACAGUGUAACACCCAGCAUCAUGUGUUAGUUCAAUCAAAGUAGAUGCGGAUUAUGAUGCUAAAAAUUGCGCUCUUCAGCAAGUCAUUUUUCUCGGUAGAAUGUAUUUGCAUGUAUGGAGCAGGGGCUUCAUUUAAUAUUUUUUCUGUGUAUUAUUGAGCGAAAAAUUAUUUUCUGGCAGUGCAUUGAUGAUCAUUGUUGGCCAAGUCUCACGUUCACUAGUAAAAUUAGGCAAGCAACAUAUUUUUUUUUUUUGCUCUGCGCACCGUGAUUUACAUAACAUACAUGAUUUUGUUAUCAUGCAAGCUGUGUAAAUUUUUUUUAAACCUAGGCUACAAUUUGUCUCUAUGAUUCAUGAAGGCGAUAUUAUAGAUAGCCUAUGUUGGAAUUAUGUAAUGUUUUGUAAAGUUUGGAAUUAUAUUUAUUAAAUCAUUGAAUGUAU
Messenger RNA from Hyalella azteca, 3569 nucleotides. RefSeq names its product cholinephosphotransferase 1-like (gene bbc). Bases 111 to 1316 code for a protein of 401 amino acids. The record is from RefSeq and is a predicted model, not a curated record. Gene Ontology annotation, biological process: phosphatidylethanolamine biosynthetic process. The transcript has 10 exons. Gene Ontology annotation, cellular component: endoplasmic reticulum membrane; Golgi apparatus. Gene Ontology annotation, molecular function: ethanolaminephosphotransferase activity; diacylglycerol cholinephosphotransferase activity. NCBI's taxonomy places the organism in Eukaryota, Metazoa, Arthropoda, Malacostraca, Amphipoda, Hyalellidae.